Molecule: messenger RNA, 1717 nt
Organism: Bacillus rossius redtenbacheri
Lineage: Eukaryota; Metazoa; Arthropoda; Insecta; Phasmatodea; Bacillidae
Product: fatty acyl-CoA reductase wat-like
Exons: 9
Coding region: 264-1544 (426 amino acids)
Biological process (GO): long-chain fatty-acyl-CoA metabolic process
Cellular component (GO): peroxisome
Molecular function (GO): alcohol-forming very long-chain fatty acyl-CoA reductase (NADP+) activity
Source: RefSeq, a predicted model, not a curated record
CACACAUGCUCGCCGCACCGUUGCGUUGCGCCGCCGGCGACCUCGGCAAUUAGCGCCGAGGGGUGGCGGUCCCCGCUGAGGUAUUCAGAGCGCAGUUUCUGUUGCACUCUGAUAAGGCGCGCACCGCGGCGGUCACCGACCUUCGUGAGAUCUGCGGCGCCGAGAACCUGGUACCCCUGGGACUGUCCACGGUGGGUCGUGGGUUCGAGUCUUGCGCCGCGGCCACGCCUCCGGGACAUGCCUGGUUUCUUGUGUUUGACCGCAUGAAGCGCGAGCGGCCAGACUCGGUGGACAAGAUAGUGUUCGUGGCUGGAGACUGCGCUAGCCCUCGCCUGGGCCUCAGUGACUCGGACUACCACCACCUGACCCAACAUGUCAACAUCGUGCUGCACCUGGCCGCCACGGUCAGGUUCGACGAGCACUUGAAGGUGGCAGUGGACACCAACAUGAAGGGCACCAUGGAGAUCAUCGCCCUCUGUCGCGACUGUGUCUCCCUAAAGGCCACAGUGUUCGUGUCCACGGCUUAUUCCAACUGUAUCUACGAAGAGGUCAAAGAAGAAUUCUACGAUCCGCCCAUGGCAGUGGACGACCUGCUCGCGCUGCUGGACAGACUGACUGCAUCGGAGCUCGACCUCCUGUGUCCCAAGAUAUUGGGGGCCUGGCCGAACCCGUACGUGUUUUCCAAAGCGAUGGCAGAGAACGUGGUGCUGACGCGGUGUAAAGGUGUUCCAGUGUCUGUCGUGAGGCCUUCCAUGGUGUUGUCAGCGUUCAAGGAACCUACACCAGGAUGGCUAGAUAACGUGUAUGGUCCGAUAGGAAUUGCCUUGGGAGUUGGCUCCGGCAUUUUACGCGUAGCUUUCGCCGAAGCAGAUUACGUGAUUGAUACGAUACCAGUGGAUAUCGUCACCAACGCUGUCAUAGCUUCGACCUUAUCUUCAAGUAAGAGGGCCGACGACCGCAUCAGUAUAUACAACGUGGCCACAUCGGACAAUGAUGCGCCGACUCUGGGGGAGAUGACGGAAUUCCUGAUAGACAUCGCUGUGAGAGACCCCAUGAGGAUAUGCCUGUGGUACCCGUUCAUCAUUUACGUGAACAGUCACAAGCUGUACAAGCUCCUCGCAUUUUUCCUGCACUUUCUGCCGGGCCUUCUUCUGGACUGCGCCCUGCGGCUGGCUGGGAGGCCUCCCAUGUUAUUGAAGAUUUACAGGAAAAUUCAAAUGUAUACUGUAUUAACAGUUGCAUUUGCAGUUAACUUCGUGUUUAUUACAGAGAACACAAGAAAAUUGUACGCUGAACUUGAUAUCAAAGACAAGGAAAUAUUUUUCUUCGAUCCGAAAAUGAUCACCUGGCCUGAAUUCUUACGAUCCACUAAUAAUAUCAGGAAAUAUGUAUUUAAUGGUAUCCUAGACCCAAAGGAAGGGGCACAGCCACAUUUGCGACCGCACUACAUCGCUCACACAGUGACCAAGUAUCUCCUGAGCGGCUUCGCUAUCUGGGCUGUGUGGUGCUUUGUGAAAUUCUGCAAGCAAAAAUUUUUAACUUAAAAUUAAAAAAAAUAUAGGCUAUAUAUCUUAGUCUUCUUACAAAUAUAUUCGCAUGUACUUAAUUCAUCCAUUACUUCUAAUAUGUUUUACAUUGGGAAGUGGCACGUAAAUUUUUUUAAAACAUGAGUAUGACUGUAUGAGAAUGUGAAUAAAAGUUACAGAUUGAAAUCUGA